UAUUUUAUAAUAGGUUGUGAUGGAUGUUUUAUAAAGAAAUAACUAUAAUAGAAGAAAUAGUUAAUUGAAGAAAGAAAAGUUAAAUAAGAACUGAAAGUCAAAAUGCCUGGAAUGGUACCAUCAGUUCUUACUCAACAGGACCCAGUUACACAGAUGAAUACCUAUCGUUCAUUCGUAUCAAUGCUAGUUGAUCCUGCUGCAAAGGAUGAAAGCAAAUUGAAGGCUGCUCAAGAACUAAGUGAAGAUUUAGAAACAAUUGUAUCAUCUCCUCAGUAUCCUUCAUUUCUUGAACAUGCAUUGAAAAUAUUUUUAAAAAUUUUACAAGAAGGAGAACCUUAUUUUAUUGCAGAACAUAACGUGCAACAAUUACGAAAAUUAAUUCUUGAAAUAAUUCAUCGUAUACCUGCAAAUGAUCAUUUAAAACCUCAUGCCAGGCAAAUAUUAUCAUUAAUGUUCCAAUUAUUAGAGAUAGAAAAUGAAGAAAAUGUUUUAGUAUGCUUACGCAUAAUUAUUGAAUUACAUAAACAGUUUCGUCCUCAGUUUAGUCCUGAAAUUCAAAGAUUUCUACAAUUCGUAAAGAAUAUUUAUAAAGAAUUACCUAAUCAUUUAAAUAAAAUUUUUGAACCUCGUCAUACAUUGAAAGUAAAGGAUAUUUCUGAAGUAAAUAUAAGUGCUUUGUUAAUGGAAACAUUUACAAUAACCAAUAUUCAGACUGAGAAAAAAAAUCAAGAUGCUACAAUAUUGACUUAUAACAUUAUUCCCAAAGCUGUUUUAUCAUUAAAAGUAUUAGCUGAACUACCUAUUAUUGUUGUAUUAAUGUAUCAACUAUAUAAACAAAGUGUACAUCAAGAAGUUUCUGAAUUUAUUCCGUUGAUUAUGAUAACUAUUACAUUACAGCCAACAUCUACUCACAGAUCAAGUUCAUCUUUUAAUAAAGAAGUUUUUGUGGAUUUUAUGGCUGCCCAAAUAAAAACGUUAUCCUUCUUAGCAUAUAUAGUGAGAAUUUAUCAGGAUAUAGUUAACAUUCAUUCAAGUCAGUUGGCUAAAGGAAUGCUUGGUUUGUUAACUUUAUGUCCUCAUGAAGUAGCACAUCUUAGGAAAGAACUGUUGAUAGCUGCACGUCAUAUUUUAGCAACAGACCUUCGAGAAAAGUUUGUGUCUUGCUUAAACCAGUUUUUUGAUGAAACCAUUUUGAUAGGAUCUGGAUGGACAGCGUAUGAAUCCUUAAGACCUUUAGCUUACAGCACUCUUGCUGACCUAGUUCAUCAUGUUCGUCAACAUCUUCCAUUAAAAGAAUUAUCAUCUGCUGUUACUGUAUUUUCUAAAAAUGUACACGAUGAAUCUUUGCCUACUUCUAUUCAAACCAUGUCUUGCAAAUUACUUUUAAAUCUUGUUGAAUGUAUAAGAGGAAAAUCAGAUAGGGAAAGUGGAAAUGGUAGAGAGCUUUUAAUGCGAAUGUUAGAAGUAUUUGUAUUAAAAUUUAAAACUAUUGCAAAAUUGCAAUUGCCAGUUUUAAUGCAAAAAUAUCGCCAACAGUCUGGAACAACAACUUCCAUUUCUUCCCAGACUUCUGUUCAACCCCCAGCAACUCCUACUACACCCCAAAUGAUUGCACCACCAAUGAUUGGUUUGGUACCAUCUGGAUUUGGAGAAGUGAAACUUGAGGUUAAAGAUGAUACAAAAACAUCAUUUUCUGUUGGUGGUUUAAAUGAGAGUAAAGAUGAGAAGAGGUUUGGCUUUCCAGCUUCACAAGCUUCGAAUUAUACUGUCUCUGAUUGUCGUAGUUUAGUCAAAACACUUGUAUGUGGAGUUAAAACGAUAACUUGGGGUAUUGCUUCUUGUAAAGUUAUUGGAGAUUCAACUUUGACACAAAAUAAACAGUUUCAACCAAAGGAAACACUUGUAUUUAUUCGUUUAGCCAAAUAUGCUCUACAAGCUUUAGAUAUCUAUACUCUUUCUGUUCCAGCACAAGGACAACCACAACCUAGACAAUCGUCUGUACAGACUGUGCGGUCAAAGGAAGAAAAAGAAGUAUUAGAACAUUUUGCUGGUGUUUUUACAAUGAUGAAUCCAAUGACCUUUAGAGAAGUAUUUUCAACAACUAUUGAGUAUGUUGUUGAAAGGAUAUACAAGAAUUUUGCUUUGCAGCUUGUUGCUAAUUCCUUUCUUGCAAAUGUGUCAACUUCACCAGUUUUUGCAACAAUUCUUGUAGAAUAUUUAUUAAAUAGAAUGGAUGAAAUGGGAUCAAAUAUGGAACGUUCUAACUUGUACCUGAAACUUUUCAAGUUAGUAUUUGGUUCGGUUUCAUUGUUUGCUGCUGAAAAUGAACAAAUGUUAAAGUUAUGUAAUGAAAGAUUAAAUAGUUUACAGAGUGGUUUGCAUAAGCAACACAUGAAAGAUUUAUUUGUAGAAUUAUGUUUGACUGUUCCUGUAAGACUUAGUUCUCUGUUGCCGUAUUUGCCAAUGCUUAUGGAUCCUUUAGUUUCAGCUCUGAAUGGAUCACAGACUCUGGUUAGCCAGGGAUUGAGGACAUUGGAGUUAUGUGUAGAUAAUUUGCAGCCUGACUUUUUAUAUGAUCAUAUUCAGCCUGUUAGAGCAGAGUUGAUGCAAGCAUUGUGGAGAACAUUACGAAACCCAGUAGAUGGAAUUGCACAGGUAGCAUUUAGGGUUCUUGGAAAGUUUGGAGGAGGAAAUAGAAAAAUGAUGAUGGAGCCACAGAAGCUGGAAUAUAAUGAUAGUGAAAGUGUUGGACCAUGCAUAACUGUUUAUUUUCAAGAACAGAAAAAUCCUAUUGCAUUACCUGUUGAUAAGAUUGUUGAAACAGCAUUUAAUGCUUUGAAAUCAAGUACAACAGAUCCAUUUUAUAGGAAACAAUGUUGGGAAGUUAUAAAAGGAUUUCUUGUUGCCAAUAUACAACAAGAUGAUAACAGACAUAACAUGCAGCAAUUAUUUUCUCAUCCUAGGAUAUGCAUAUUACAACUUGUGUUUGAAAAUGCAAAUGAACAAAAUAAUAUGUUCAGAUGUAUUUCAUUGAAAUUCUUAUUCGAACGGAUGACAUUAAAAUGGGUAUUUGCUCAUCAGUACUUAUUUUUGAGAGCUUUAUUAUUUGUCAUGAUGGAUUUAACAGGAGAAGUAUCGAGUGGUGCAGUAGAUAUGGCAAAAUCUAAUCUUGAAAAAAUGCUUACACUUUGUGGGACACCUAUUAUUCCUGAUGGAACAAAUAAAGAACUUAUUGAUGCACAAACAAAAUCACUUCAUGAAGUUAUUCAAGAAUUGGUUCGUCAAGUAACAUCUCCUAAUACAUGUGUACGAGAACAAGCUAUGCAUUCUUUGAAAGUUUUAGCAAAAGUAUCUAAUAAGAGUGUUACAGAAAUAAUGGAUCCACAUAAAGAUGUUUUAGCAGAUAUGAUUCCUCCUAAAAAACAUCUUUUACGUCAUCAGCCUGCAAAUGCCCAAAUUGGACUCAUGGAUGGAAACACUUUUUGUACCACACUUGAACCAAGACUGUUUACAAUUGAUUUGAACAUAGUGGAACAUAAAGUAUUUUUUACAGAACUGAUAGCACUUUGUGAAACAGAAGAUAAUUUAUUAUUGAGAUUACCUUGUUAUAAAGCAAUUACUAAUUUAGUGCCAUUAAGAAAAUCUGCAUUAAGAGCACUUGCAGCAUGUCAUUAUAUUCCUCAGUGCAAAGAUAAAAUUCUUAAUAUUUUAUAUAAAGCCCUGAAUACUUCAAAUGUAGAAUUGCAGGUAGCGAGCUUUGAAUGUAUGAAAAAAUUUUUAGGUGGUGCCCAAUUUGACAUGGAAAAGAUUCACAACAUGAUCAGAGGAUUAUUAGGACAGCUGGGAGAUGUGAGAAAUUUAAAUCUUGGUAUAGUUCAGCAUUACAGUUAUUUAACUCAGUUGUUUCCUAAUAUAUUUAAUAAAAAAUUCUGUGAACAUCUAUUAAAUCAUCUGAAACACUGGUUGGAAAUAAUUGUUUCUCGUGGUUCUCAAAGAUUGAAUAGUUCUGAAAUGAAGAUGUGUAUUUGUAUUGUUAAUAUAUUUCAUCAGAUGCCAGUUGCCACAGAACAGUUCAUUGAGCCAUUAGUUACUCUUAUUUUAAAAACUGAAAAAGCAUUAUUAUUGGAAGCCAGCAGUCCUUUUCGUGAACCACUUACAAAAUUUUUACAACAUUAUCCAAGUCAUACAUUAGAACUUUUACUUAAUGAGACAUAUAUUCAAGAUGAGUCUGUAAGCAGAUUUUUGGAGUAUCUUCUGAAAGGAGAAUCAGGAAGACCAUUUCGUGAAAUUCUUCAGCAGAAUCCUGCCCAUCUCAUCAAUAUGGCACUGGGAGUGGUCCAGUCACAAGCACAGUUAUCACCUUCACCUCCUGUUCCAGGAAUGGUAGGCCAGUUAUCUCCCAGUCAGUCUGGAAGUACUUUAUGUCAAUCAGCUUCCAGAAAUGAAUUACAGUAUCAAGCAAUUAGAACUGUAAGUUUAUUAGUGCAGCAUGAUGAUCAAUGGUUAUCAACUCAACCGCAUUUGAUUGAAUGUCUUAGAAAAGUAUGGAUAUCAGAUGAGUUCCAAUUAAGGCACCAAAAAGCUGAUUCUGUUGAUUUUGUACAAUGGAAAGAACCAAAAUUGUUAGCUAAAUGUCUUCUGAAUUAUGUGAAACAUCAUCCAAAUGAAAUUGAGUUGCUUUUUCAGCUUUUAAGGGCUUUCACUGGUAGAUUUAUACCAGAUUUUGAGUUUUUGAGAGACUUUUUAGAGAAUACAGUUGCAAAUAAUUACACUGUUGAAUGGAAGAGAAUGGCAUUUUUUAAAUUUGUUGAAUUAUUUCAUGAUAAUUCUUUCCCUCAAGAACUAAAAGCAAAAAUUUUACAGUACAUUAUUAUACCAUCUUUUGCUGUUGCUUUUGAACGUGGUGAAGGUGAGAGACUGAUUGGUGGGCCACCAACUCCUGAUCAGGAUCUUCCAGAUAAUGUUAUUAGUAUGUUUAUUAACAAAGUAAUUGAUCCAGAAAAACCAUUUGGAACAUCAGAUGCAGUCAGGAUUCUAUUACUUCAGUUUUCCUGCUUGCUAGUAGAACAGGCAUCACCACACAUUCAUGAUGCAGCAAACAAGAGACAGGGUAUGAAACUUCGCAGACUAAUGACAUUUGCUUGGCCUUGUUUAUUGGCUAAAAACUGUGUUGAUCCUGCAACUAAAUAUCAUGGCCAUCUUCUCUUAGCUCAUAUCAUUGCCAAAUUUGCUAUUCAUAAGAGAAUCGUACUACAGGUUUUUCAUAGUCUUUUGAAAGCUCAUGCUGUAGAAGCAAGAACAGUUGUAAAACAAGCUUUGGAAAUUCUUACUCCUGCAAUGCCAGCACGGAUGGAAGAUGGUAACACAAUGCUCACUCACUGGACUAAAAAAAUAAUUGUUGAAGAAGGCCAUACCCUCGCACAAUUAGUACACAUGCUUCAAUUAUUAGUACGCCAUUACAAGGUAUUACUGUUUAUAAUUCUAAUUUUAAAAUUAGUUUAUGUUGAAGCUGGUCCUUCAACUUCAUCUAUUAUGAAUGUAAGAAGAACAAUACCGACAAAUGAUCCGCAAGAAUUAAAGAGAGUACGAAAUCCUUCAGGCACCAAUGUAAAACCAGUUCCAGACAGUAAUCGACCAGUGGAUAAAGCUCAUGCUGAUGCAGUUGUUAAUUUUCUAUUACGUAUGGCAUGUCAAGUGAAUGAUACAGCAACUGCAGCUGGAUCCUCAGGUGAACUUCUGUCUAGAAAAUGUGUUGGUCUUUUGAAGACAGCAUUGAAACCUGAUGUUUGGCCUAAUGCAGAAUUAAAAUUAGCAUGGUUUGAUAAACUCUUAAGUACUGUGGUUUAUGUUGAAGCUGGUCCUUCAACUUCAUCUAUUAUGAAUGUAAGAAGAACAAUACCGACAAAUGAUCCGCAAGAAUUAAAGAGAGUACGAAAUCCUUCAGGCACCAAUGUAAAACCAGUUCCAGACAGUAAUCGACCAGUGGAUAAAGCUCAUGCUGAUGCAGUUGUUAAUUUUCUAUUACGUAUGGCAUGUCAAGUGAAUGAUACAGCAACUGCAGCUGGAUCCUCAGGUGAACUUCUGUCUAGAAAAUGUGUUGGUCUUUUGAAGACAGCAUUGAAACCUGAUGUUUGGCCUAAUGCAGAAUUAAAAUUAGCAUGGUUUGAUAAACUCUUAAGUACUGUGGUAAUCAAAUCUGUACACAGUCUUCUAUCAAGACUAAUGAGUAUUUUUCCUACUGAACCAACAACUUCCAAUGUAGCUUCAAAAUAUGAAGAAUUAGAAUGUUUGUAUGCUUCUGUAAGUAAAGUUGUAUAUGAAGGGCUCAGCAAUUAUGAAAGCAGAGGAGCAACUACUUCUAGUCUAUUUGGCACAUUAAUGAUUUUGAAGGCAGCUUGUAUUAAUAACCCAUGUUACAUAGAUCGAUUGAUUACAUCCUUUAUGAAAGUUCUGCAAAAGAUGACUAGAGAACAUCUAAAUCCUUCUCCUCCUGAAACGAGUCCAAUGGGUACAGAUUUACUUAUUCUUAGUCUUGAUCUUGUGAAAAAUCGUGUUGGAGUUAUGGGACAAGAAAUGAGAAAAGCAUUUAUUGGAACAAUUUUGGUUGGUCUAAUUGAAAAAUCACCAGAUGUCAAAGUAUUGAAAGCAAUAACUAAAAUGGUAGAAGAUUGGGUUAAAAGCAAAAGCCCAAUAGCAGUUAAUCAAUCUCCAACACUGAGAGAAAAAUCAAUCUUAUUAGUGAAAAUGAUGCAAUUUAUUGAAAAACGCUUUCCUGAUGAUUUGGAGCUUAAUGCACAAUUUUUAGAAUUAGUUAAUUAUGUAUAUAGAGAUGAAACCUUAAAAGGAACUGAAUUAACUUCAAAAUUGGAACCUGCUUUUAUGGCAGGAUUGCGCUGUGUACAGUCUGAUAUUAGAGCAAAAUUUUUUGAAGUAUUUGAUGCAAGUAUGAGAAAACGGUUACAUGAUAGAUUGUUAUACAUUGUUUGUUCACAGAAUUGGGACACAAUGGGCCCUCAUUUCUGGAUUAAACAAUGUUUAGAAUUACUACUUGUAACUGCAGUAACUACAACAACUAUUCAAAGUUCAACAACUACUUCUUUGCUUCCUUCUGUUACAUCUGUUAUUAACUUAGCUGAUUCUCAAGAAAGAGCUAACUUUGCUAUGGUAACAUCUGUAAAAGAAGAACCAGCUGAUGUUGAUUGUGUUGAAAACAAAGAUGAUGAAGAAAUAGAUAUUGAAUUAUCAUCAACAGAAGAUGGUCAUACUAAAAGUGUUCUUUCUGAGAGUACAUCAAUUGGGCAUUUAAGAAAAGAAACAGAUCCUCAUCAGAAUUUACAACAACAAAUAAUUAGGCAAGCUAAAUUUAUAGAAGGAUUAAAAGAAGUAAAAACAAUUAGUUUUUUGACAGCAACUAGUCAGCUCUGUCAUUUUGAUACAUCACUUGCUCAGCAUCUUUGGAUUCAAGUAUUUCCUAAAUUAUGGAAAAUUUUAAGUGAUAAACAGCAGAAUGUUUUGGCCAGUGAAUUGAUACCUUUUCUGUGUAGUGGCAGUCAUGUUGUACAAAAAGAUUGUCAUCCAAGUGCAAUUGGAACUUUUAUGGAAGCCCUUUCUCAAUGUGUACCAUCUGUUCCAAUCAAGCCUUCACUUCUUAAGUAUAUUGGAAAAUCACAUAAUCUAUGGCAUAGGUCAAGUUUAUUGCUUGAAAAUAUGGCUUUUGAAAAAGGAGUUGCACCUCAAGUAAAAUCAAGAGGAGCUUCUGCAGCCGAUUGUUAUGAAUUUGAGCCAGUUACUUCACCACAACAUGAAACACUUGAUGCUCUUGCAGAUAUGUAUUCAAUGUUAAAAGAAGAAGAUCUGUGGGCUGGAUUAUGGCAAAAAAGAGCAAAAUAUACAGAAACCAACAUUGCAAUAGCUUAUGAACAGCAAGGUUUCUUUGAACAAGCUCAAGGUGCAUUUGAAUUGGCAAUGAGUAAAGCUAGACAAGAUCAUAAUACUGCACCAGCUUCACCAGCUUUACAUAGUGAAUAUAGAUUAUGGGAGGAGCACUGGAUUAGAUGUUCAAAAGAGCUUAAUCAGUGGGAUAUGCUGCUAGAUUAUAGUACUACAAAAGGCUGCAGUAAUCCACCUCUGAUUCUGGAAAGUGCUUGGAGAAUACCUAAUUGGACUUUGAUGAAAGAGGCUCUUGCUCAGGUGGAAAAUAGCUCUCCAAAAGAAAUGCCUUGGAAAGUGAACUUAUAUCGAGGUUAUCUUGCAAUUUGCCAUCCUGAUGAACAUCAUUUAAAUAUUGUUGAACGUGUUGUAGAAGUAGCAACUGGUUUGUGUAUUAGAGAAUGGAGACGACUUCCACAUAUUGUAUCACAUAUACAUUUACCAAUGCUACAAGCAGCUCAGCAAAUUAUGGAAUUACAGGAAGCUGCACAGAUACACCAAGGUCUUUUACCAACUCAUAUGGCACGUACAACUAGUUUACAUGAUAUGAAGGCAAUUGUUAAGACAUGGCGUAAUCGUUUACCGGUAUUGAGUGAUGAUCUUUCACAUUGGAGUGAUAUUUUCACAUGGCGACAACAUCAUUAUCAAGCAAUUGUAUCUCAUUAUGAAGUAAAUCAAGGCACACAGACUGCAGUUGAAAGUAAUCAAGCAAUGCUUGGUGUACAUGCAUCUGCUCAGUCAAUUAUUCAUUAUGGAAAAAUAGCAAGGAAGCAUAAUCUAACAGGAGUUUGUUUAGAUACUUUGAACAGAAUACAUAGCAUUCCAAGUGUGCCAAUUGUGGAUUGUUUCCAAAAAAUUCGUCAGCAGGUGAAAUGUUACUUGCAGAUGUCUAGCAUUAUGGGAAAGAAUGAAUUACAAGAGGGAUUAGAAGUAAUUGAGUCAACUAAUCUUAAAUAUUUUGGCAAGGAGAUGAUAGCAGAGUUUUAUGCACUUAAAGGAAUGUUUUUAGCCCAAAGUGGAAGAUCUGAUGAAGCCAAUAAGGCUUUCAGUGCUGCAGUUCAAAUGCAUGAUACUUUAGUCAAAGCAUGGGCAUUGUGGGGUGAUUAUUUGGAAUCAAUAUUCACAAGAGAUCGAUGGGAAAGUCGACAGAUUCAUGUAGGAAUCUCUGCUCUUACUUGUUAUUUGCAUGCUUGUCGUCAUCAGAAUGAAAAUAAAUCUCGAAAGUAUCUUGCUAAAGUAUUGUGGCUUUUAAAUUAUGAUGAUGAAAAAUCUUCACUUGCGGAAGCAGUUGAUAAAUAUAAUGUUGGUGUUCCUCCUGUGCAAUGGUUACCUUGGAUACCACAACUUCUAACAUGCCUUGUUCGUUUUGAAGGAAGAGUAAUAAUGAAUCUAUUAAGUCAUGUAGGACGUAUGUUUCCUCAAGCUGUAUAUUUUCCUAUACGCACAUUAUAUCUCACAUUAAAAAUUGAACAAAGAGAAAGAUAUAAAAGUGGAGAACUGACUUUACAGGCUGAUGUACGGCGGUCUGGAAAUCAAGUAUCUAGUCCUGCUCCUUCUCAUUCAAUUGGUAGCUUAUCUUCAUCUCCAUCAACAUCCACUUCUUCAACAGAAGGUGUUCCAAACAUUCCUGUCAAUUCACCUAAUACAACAGAAUCACAUCAAUCUUCUCAGCAACAACAAGCAUCAGAAACGGGUCCUAUUCGAGCCACACCACCAAUGUGGCGGUGUAGUCGCAUAAUGCACAUGCAGCGUGAUUUACAUCCAACAAUACUUUCUUCCUUGGAAGGAAUUGUUGAUCAGAUGGUUUGGUUUCGAGAAAAUUGGUAUGAGGAAGUGUUAAGGCAGCUGAGACAGGGUUUGGCAAAAUGUUAUGCAGUUGCAUUUGAAAAUCGAGGUGCUGUAUCAGAAGCACCAGUGACACUACAUACAUUAAAUUUUGUAAAAAAACUGGUUUCAACAUUUGGAGUUGGUAUUGAAAAUGUUUCUAGUGUUACAACAACUUUUUCUAGUGCUGCAUCUGAAUCUCUUGCUAGACGUGCUCAAGCAACAGCACAAGAUCCAGUUUUUCAAAAGAUGAAAGGACAGUUUACAGCUGAUUUUGAUUUUAGUGUUCCAGGUGCAAUGAAACUUCAUAAUUUAAUUAACAAAUUGAAGAAAUGGAUUAAAAUUUUAGAAGCAAAAACAAAAUUGCUACCAAAAUCAUUUUUGAUAGAAGAAAAAUGUAGAUUUUUGAGUAAUUUUUCUCAACAAACAGCAGAUGUUGAAGUUCCAGGAGAAUUUCUUUUGCCAAAACCCUUUUCUGUUACUUUGCAACAUGGUCAUUAUUUUCUGAGGAUAGGAAGAUUUAUGCCAAGGGUUGAGAUAGUACAGAAACAUAAUACUGCUGCUCGACGACUCUAUAUUAGAGGCCAUAAUGGAAAAAUUUGUCCGUAUCUUGUUGUUAAUGAUGCAUGUUUGAGUGAUGCAAGACGUGAAGAGCGUGUUCUUCAGUUGCUAAGAAUGCUCAACAAUUAUUUGGGUAAACAGAAAGAAACAUCGCGUCGAUUCUUAAAUUUUACGGUGCCACGUGUUGUUCCUAUCAGUCCACAAAUGAGAUUAGUUGAAGAUAAUCCAACAUCUGUGUCACUUUUGGAUAUUUAUAAGCAGAGAUGUGCAAAGCGGGGUAUUGAACAUGAUGCUCCUAUUGCUCGCUAUUAUGAAAGAUUGGCUACAGUACAAGCAAGAGGUUCUCAGGCUAGUCAUCAAGUACUAAGAGACAUUCUGAAAGAUGUACAAAGUAUUAUGGUUCCUAGAGAUAUGAUGCGUGAAUGGGCAUCUCACACUUAUACAGGUGCUACUAAUUAUUGGACAUUCCGGAAACAGUUUACAUUGCAACUGUCUCUAGCAGGAUUUGCAGAAUUUGUGCUUCAUUUGACUCGUCUGAAUCCAGACAUGAUGUACAUUCAUCAAGAUUCUGGUCUCAUGAAUAUCUCAUAUUUUAAAUUUGAUGUGGAUGAUGGAACUGGUGAACUGGAUGCCAAUCGACCUGUUCCUUUCCGUUUGACUCCAAAUAUAUCAGAAUUUAUCACACCCAUUGGUGUUGGUGGCCCUAUGACUGCAGCAAUGAUUGCCACAGCUCGAUGUUUGGUUCAGCCUAAUUUUAGAGUUCAGGCAUUACUGAGAGCAAUUUUGAUUGAUGAAAUUCUGGCUUGGUAUAAAAAGCGACAAGAUGAAUCACCCUGUACUGCUCAAGGUGACACAGAAGGGGAGUUGAUUACUAUGGUUACAAAAGCUGUGGUUGCCAUUAUGGGAAGGUUACACAAUUUAGCAACAUUUGAUGGGGCUGACAGUAAAGUGAGUACUCUAGUUGCAGCAGCAAAUAGCCAUGACAACUUGUGCAGAAUGGAUCCAGCAUGGCAUCCUUGGCUAUGAGUAGUUUUUUUGUAAUCUUGUAAAAUAUUCAUCUCAGAUAACAUCAACCUUUUUUUUAAUUUAAACAUUUAAAAAAAUAAUAAAAUCAUUUCCAUUCCCAUAUUUAAGAUUCAGAAGUCUUCAUAUUGUAAAUGUAUAAAUGAAACAAGCCAAGUAACAUUUGUAGAAUUUAAUAUAACAUGUACAAAAAUUUUGCAUAUUUGCAUACUUUUGUGAAUGUAAA
Messenger RNA from Centruroides sculpturatus (bark scorpion), 11563 nucleotides. RefSeq names its product transformation/transcription domain-associated protein-like (gene Nipped-A). The record is from RefSeq and is a predicted model, not a curated record. Gene Ontology annotation, molecular function: protein binding; transcription coregulator activity. Bases 103 to 11340 code for a protein of 3745 amino acids. Gene Ontology annotation, cellular component: NuA4 histone acetyltransferase complex; SAGA complex; nucleus. The transcript has 63 exons. Gene Ontology annotation, biological process: regulation of DNA-templated transcription; DNA repair. Lineage: Eukaryota; Metazoa; Arthropoda; Arachnida; Scorpiones; Buthidae.